This is a messenger RNA of Struthio camelus australis, 2885 nucleotides long. The record is from RefSeq and is a predicted model, not a curated record. NCBI's taxonomy places the organism in Eukaryota, Metazoa, Chordata, Aves, Struthioniformes, Struthionidae.
GGAACCUGGCAGCGCUCCCUGAACUGAGCUGACCAUGCUUCAUCCCCUUCCAUCCGUAGGACUUAGAGCAGCUGCCAAAUGAGGACACCAACCUGCUGCCCCAGCUGCAGCGCCUGGAGAGCACGCUGAGUGUCUGCACCGAGGAGGCCAGCAAGAACCAGGUCUUCAUGCGCCUGGGCCACAUGGCCUCUGAGUUCAACCGCCUGGCCUCCAAGGUGCACAAGAAUGAGCAGAGGACAUCACUCCUACAGACACUGUGUGAGCAGCUGCGCAAUGAGAACGAGGAGCUGCGAGCCAAGCUGGAGAGGGACCUGGAGCAGAGAAACCAGGCCCUGGAGAAGCUCAGAUGUGAGAACCAGGAGCUCCGGAGGAUGGUGACGCUGAGCAGCAAGGAAAAUGCAAAGAGGGAAGGUGCCGAGCAGCAGCAGAGUGGGACCAUGGUGGAGAAGGUGCCAGGCAGAGGAGGGCUGGAGGCCAAGGAGAAGAAAGUGAAGAUCCUGGAGCACCAGCGCAACGAGCUGCUGGAGGUCAAUAAGCAGUGGGAUCAGCACUUCCGAUCCAUGAAGCAGCAGUACGAGCAGAAGAUAACAGAUCUGCGCCAGAAGCUGGCUGAGGCGCAGAGAGCGCUGACUGAGCUGGAGUCAGAGCGGGAGCAGAAGCAACGGGAUUUUGACCGCAAGCUGCUCCUGGCCAAAUCCAGGAUUGAAACGGAGGAGGCGGAGAAGGACAGGCUGGCCACAGAGGUGAGGGACCUGCAGCAGAGGAUGCGGUUCCUGCAGGAGCAGCUGGCUCCUGUCACCAAGCAGAGAGAGUACCAGGAGAAAGAGAUCCAGAGGCUGAACAAGGCACUAGAGGAGGCCCUGAAUGUCCAGGCCUCUCCACCACCCACCUUUGCCACUGCUGCGGAGCCAGUUGGGAAGAUGCCACGGCAGGAGCUGCUGACCCAGAAUGAGCUCCUCAAGCAGCAGGUGAAAAUCUUUGAGGAGGACUUCCAGCGGGAAAGGAGUGACAGGGAGAGGAUGAACGAGGAGAAGGAAGAGCUGAAGCAGCAGCUGGAGAAGCUGCAGAAGCAACUGGCAGUCUCCAACAACCAGCUGCGUGUCUCCAAGGACGACUGCCAGCGGGAGAAGGAGGAGAAGGAGAAGCUGAAGAAGCUGCUGAAACAGCACAAGCAGGCUUCUGGUGAGAGACUGCACCCCGAGCCGCUGCCGGGGCCACUGGCCCCCGCCUUCCCCCUGUAUCAGUACCAGUACAGUCCCCCUGUGGCUCACCCCAUGUACCACGGCUUUGACGACUGGCAGCAGAUCCGAUACCCACCAGCAAUGCCAGGCGAGCACGCGCCGGGACAAAACUUCCACCACUUCGCUCCACCAGAGUACCCCUGGCGCCCACCCUGCGCGAUGUCUCGGAGCCAGAACGCCCAGGCAGUGGCUGGGAUGAAACCGGUCCCCAAGGACUUGGGACCUUCCUCCGGCUAUUUGCCCCUGUGCAUAUACACAUGGUGUAUAUGGCACGUGCUCGUGGCCUGGAACGGCUCUAGCAGGAGUUCGCGGGGAGGAAUGUGCACGGAGGCAAAGGAGGGACUGGAGAUGCUCUUGCAGCAGAGUCUCCUGCAGAGAGCACAGACAGCUCUGCGUGGCCAUCUCCUUCCUGGCAACGUAUUGGGCUUGAAUUUGAUGCCCAGCUUUCUAUAGCUGAACGAGGAAGACAAGGUUUUCGGGGAAGGAGAGCAGGCGUUUGCCAGGACUGCACGCCAGGAGCUUCUCAUGUUCCAGGAGAUUCAUCGCAGAACAUGAUACAGUUCUUCCCCUUGAUGAACGUUUCUGCAAGCUGAUGGCACGGACCUCUCCUGGUCAGCGGGUGAUCCCAAGGUUGCAAGUUCAUACCCUGUGUGGACACAGACUGGGCUGAGGGUGCUUGGUGUAUUUGUGUUUAUUUAAGGAUUGAAGCUAAGCUGAGUCUGUUUUCAUCCUGAAAGCAUGCUUUCCCGGGAGAAGUUUUUGUAGGACUCGACGUGGGAGUUGUGCUUAAACUGUUAUUUCAGAUGUGUUCAGAGGUAGUCUGAUGCCCAGAGCAAAUGCAAGGGGAACCAAAUUGCUCCCCAAGCACUCCAGUAUUUAUUUACCCAAGCGAAUGCUAUCCACCUGCUGCAGGGACAGGCACUACACGCCGACUUUGCAAAACGUAGCCGCUAGCCUGACCUGCAGUCCCAUCUGUUAGCGUGGAGGCAGGCGUGAGGAUGUCAGAACAGGGCUUUGGCUUUAGCCCUGUGUCCUCCAUGUCCUCCGGACUCCCCUCCUGCUGCCUGUUUUUUCCAAGGUUCCUAAUAUGCUCCCCCUACGCUGCCUGCUCUGUCUCCCAUCUCCGAUUUCCUGCUGCUCUUGGAUUGUGGCCAGUUUCUCAAAUGCAGAAAGUAAAUCGUGCUCCAGCUGAAAACAAGUCUGGAGUAAAACUGUUCCUGUAAGAACUGCUGUCACGUGGAAGACAGCAGGGAGGCAUGGAGCUGAGACAUACUCGUCUGUAAGAGGCUGGUCGCUGUUGCUCCUAGUGAACCAUGCUAUUUACAGCAGCAAGCGAGGGUCCUGCUCUGCACAGAGGAAACAUGUACUUAGGCUCUUCCACUGCCUGCUUGGCCUACUGCUUUCCACUCUUGUUUGUGCUCUGGACUGAAACCUGUUCCACUCCCCGUUUGUUUUGCAAUGACCCUGACAUGGCAAAUGCACAGAAAUAAUUCUUGCAUUCAGACCAGGACACGCCUGGGGCUUGUGUACAAGUUAAAGGAAGGUUUGGCUUGGUUUGGUCGGUUUCUCUGCAACCAAUCAUUAGGAACUGUAAUGAUAAAUAUGUGUUUGCAGUAAUCCUUAAUAAACUGGCUGGAGAUUUUC